AUGAUAGCAGCACAACUCCUGGCCUACUUUUUUGCAGAGCUGAAGGAUGACCAUGCCAAAAAGAUUGAUAAGUACCUGUACUCCAUGCGAUUCUCGGAUGAGACCCUCAUGGACAUCAUGGGGCGUUUCAGACAGGAAAUGAAGGCUGGCUUGGGACGCGACACCAACCCCACUGCCACUGUGAAGAUGUUGCCCACCUUCGUCAGGUCCAUACCUGAUGGAUCAGAAAAGGGGGAUUUCUUAGCUCUGGAUCUGGGGGGAUCCAACUUCCGCAUCCUGCGUGUGAAGGUGUCCCAUGAGAAGAGACAGACGGUGCAGAUGGAGAGUCAGAUCUACGAGACCCCGGAGGACAUUAUCCAUGGCAGCGGCACACGGCUUUUUGACCAUGUGGCAGAAUGCCUGGGGGACUUCAUGGACAAACAUAACAUCAAAGAUAAGAAGCUUCCUAUUGGAUUCACUUUCUCCUUCCCCUGCGUGCAAACCAAACUGGAUGAGGCUGUUUUGCUAACCUGGACGAAACGCUUCAAAGCCAGUGGAGUGGAGGGCAUGGAUGUGGUGAAGCUUCUGAACAAGGCCAUUAAAAAAAGAGGGGACUACGAGGCAGAAAUCAUGGCUGUGGUCAACGACACAGUCGGAACCAUGAUGACCUGCGGAUUCGAUGACCAACGUUGUGAAGUCGGUAUCAUCAUAGGCACGGGUACGAACGCCUGCUACAUGGAGGAGCUGAGACACAUCGACCUGGUGGAGGGAGAUGAAGGCAGGAUGUGUAUCAACACGGAGUGGGGAGCAUUCGGGGACGACGGCUCCCUAGAAGAUAUUCGCACUGAGUUUGACAGAGAGAUCGACAGGGGCUCCCUAAACCCUGGGAAACAUCUGUUUGAGAAGAUGGUGAGUGGGAUGUACAUGGGUGAACUGGUGCGGCUCAUUCUGGUGAAGAUGGCUAAAGAGGGGCUGCUGUUUGAUGGCCGAAUCACUGCUGAGCUUCUCACCAGAGGCACAUUUGACACAAAGCACGUCUCUGCUAUCGAGAAGAACAAGGAGGGCCUAACAAAAGCGAAAGAGAUCCUGACCCGCCUGGGUGUGGAGCCGUCACAUGAUGACUGCAUCGCCGUGCAGCAUGUCUGCGCCAUCGUCUCCCACCGCUCGGCCAACCUCAUCAGCGCCACCCUGGGGGCCAUCCUCACACAACUAAAGGAGAACAAAGGCCCGCAGCGUCUACGCACCACCGUGGGAAUCGACGGAUCCCUCUACAAGAUGCACCCACAGUACGCUCGACGUCUGCACAAGACCGUGCGCCGGCUGGUUCCCGAUUCGGACAUUCGCUUCCUUCUGUCAGAGAGCGGCAGCGGCAAGGGUGCUGCCAUGGUGACAGCGGUAGCCUACCGACUUGCCGAGCAGUCCCGUCAGAUUGCACAGACGCUGGCUGAGUUCCAGCUCACCAAAGAGCAGCUGCUGGAGGUGAAGAGCAGGAUGAGGAUGGAGAUUGAGAAUGGCCUGCGCAAGGCCACUCAUCACGAUGCCACCGUUAAGAUGCUGCCCACCUUCGUUUGCAGCACACCUGACGGAACAGAAAAUGGAGACUUCCUGGCCCUGGAUCUGGGAGGGACAAACUUCAGGGUGCUGCUGGUGAAGAUUCGCAGUGGCAAGAAACGAUCAGUGGAGAUGCACAAUAAAAUCUACGCCAUUCCCAUUGAGAUCAUGCAGGGGACGGGUGAGGAGCUCUUUGACCACAUUGUUCACUGCAUCUCUGACUUCCUGGAUUACAUGGGCAUGAAGAACACCCGUCUGCCCCUGGGGUUCACAUUCUCUUUCCCAUGCAAGCAGACCAGCCUGGACGCGGGCAUCCUUCUCACCUGGACUAAAGGAUUCAAGGCCACUGACUGUGAGGGAGAGGAUGUGGUGGGUCUGCUCCGAGAGGGAAUCAAGAGAAGAGAGGAGUUUGACCUGGACGUGGUGGCUGUGGUGAAUGACACUGUUGGGACCAUGAUGACAUGCGCGUAUGAGGAGCCCACCUGUGAGAUAGGCCUGAUCGCAGGAACGGGCAGCAAUGCAUGCUACAUGGAAGAGAUGCGAAAUGUUGAGAUGGUGGAUGGGGAUGAGGGCCGCAUGUGUGUUAACAUGGAGUGGGGAGCCUUCGGAGACAACGGCUGUCUGGAUGACAUCAGGACGCAGUACGAUGUGGCUGUGGAUGAGCUCUCUCUGAAUGCUGGGAAACAGAGGUAUGAGAAGAUGUGCAGUGGGAUGUACCUGGGAGAGAUCGUGCGGAACAUCUUGAUCGACCUGACCAAGCGCGGCUUCCUCUUCAGGGGCCAGAUCUCUGAGACGCUGAAGACCCGUGGAAUCUUUGAGACCAAGUUCCUCUCCCAGAUUGAGAGUGACCGACUGGCACUGCUGCAGGUGAGGUCCAUCCUGCAGCACCUGGGUCUAGACAGCACCUGUGAUGACAGUAUAAUCGUGAAGGAGGUGUGCGGCACCGUGUCUCGCCGUGCUGCACAGAUCUGCGGGGCUGGCAUGGCUGCCGUCGUCGACAAGAUUCGUGAGAACCGCGGGCUGGACCACCUGGACAUCACCGUGGGGGUGGACGGCACGCUGUACAAACUGCACCCACACUUCUCAGGGAUCAUGCACCAGACUGUGAAAGAGCUAGCACCAAAUUGCAACGUCAACUUCCUGCUGUCAGAGGACGGGAGUGGGAAGGGGGCAGCACUGAUCACUGCGGUGGGUUGUCGCCUACGGCAACAGGAACAACAGUGACCGGCAGUUUCCCAGAGCACACUGCUCUCUCCCUGAGUGUUACUCUCCCGCCACAGCCAGGCCAGCCUACUCCAGCAUUUCCCAUUCUAACACACACACAGCCACUCCUACAGGCACACACAGUACAGGAAGGUCUGGAUAUUCCAGAAUUUUCUCCAUUCUCUGUGUAUGCCUUCCUCUCACCACAGCACAGCUUACAUCACUCACCUGUAUUAUAGCUGCUGUUCCAGGGAUAACCCUUGAUUAAUGUAUUUAAAGAUCUUUUAACACGGCUGUAACUAUUCUUAUAGAUGUACAUUAGAGAAUAAAGGGAAGACAUUUAUAUGAGAAGCUUAGAACUUGCAAUCAUGUACCUAUUAUUUAUUUUAUUUUUGUACUUGAGGAUUGGGGCUGAUUGCACGCACAACACGGGAAGCACAAGAAUAAAUUACUGUAGCUAGCAAGCGGGUGGGGCACUUGGUGGGGCACUUGCAAUGGCGUUGCUUACGAGGUCAGAUGCAGCGCAUCACGGCUGCUCUCCCAGCCAUCACUGUGCUUACCCAGCUCUCAUUAGGCACUGCUGACAACCGUGACAUUUCAAUAAGGUUAAAAUUACACCUCCAUCAAAUCUUCUGCCAUUACAACCCUCCCCUGUCUUAAAAAAUAAGAGCCCAAUGAUGAAGCGAGCAGAAGCGUGUGCUGGUUUUAUGGGACCCCUGUGUGCACGAUGAAGUUGAAUAAAUGUGUAUGGGGAGUGAAAGGGAGUACACUCUCAUGCUGCUUUGCGUGUCCUGUGGAUGAAUGAGGACUGUCUGCGCCUGCUGCAGUAGCACAACCUGUAACUUUAUCUGCUGAACAACCAUGUGAUCAAGGCAUGCCCUAUUCCGAGACACAGCAGUUCGGGACCAGUUUGUUUUGUAUACUGCAACAGAUGCAUUAGUGUUCCUGAAACCAGUGUAACAGAAUAAAUGAAAUUUUAUUUUGACGUGAA
Anguilla anguilla (European eel) is the source of this 3724-nucleotide messenger RNA. Its product is annotated as hexokinase-1-like. Gene Ontology annotation, molecular function: glucokinase activity; ATP binding; D-glucose binding. The coding region runs from base 1 to 2754 and encodes 917 amino acids. The transcript has 18 exons. Gene Ontology annotation, cellular component: mitochondrion; cytosol. The record is from RefSeq and is a predicted model, not a curated record. Lineage: Eukaryota; Metazoa; Chordata; Actinopteri; Anguilliformes; Anguillidae. Gene Ontology annotation, biological process: glucose 6-phosphate metabolic process; intracellular glucose homeostasis; glycolytic process.